UCGCCGCUUGUACCAGGACCGAUGCCAUCUGAGAUGCACGCGAUGCUGGCGACGCUGGCAAGGGUGGCAGCUCUGCGCAGAACCUGCCUCUUCUCCGGCCGGGGCGGCGGGAGGGGGCUGUGGACUGGCCGCCCGCAGUCAGAUAUGAACAAUAUAAAGCCAUUGGAAGGGGUAAAAAUUCUGGAUCUAACAAGAGUCCUGGCGGGACCUUUUGCUACUAUGAAUUUAGGAGAUCUUGGAGCAGAAGUUAUAAAAGUGGAGAGACCAGGAGCUGGUGAUGAUACACGAACUUGGGGGCCACCUUUUGUUGGGACAGAAAGUACAUAUUAUCUCAGUGUUAACCGAAAUAAAAAAAGUAUUGCUGUUAAUAUCAAGGAUCCAAAAGGGGUGAAAAUCAUCAAAGAGCUUGCAGCUGUUUGUGAUGUGUUUGUGGAAAACUAUGUCCCUGGCAAACUGUCUGCAAUGGGCCUGGGAUAUGAAGAUAUAGACAAGAUUGCUCCUCACAUCAUCUAUUGUUCCAUCACAGGGUAUGGUCAGACAGGUCCAAUUUCUCAGCGAGCUGGUUAUGAUGCUGUUGCCUCGGCUGUUUCUGGUCUGAUGCACAUCACAGGGCCUGAGAAUGGAGAUCCAGUUCGCCCAGGAGUAGCUAUGACUGAUCUUGCCACUGGCCUGUAUGCAUAUGGAGCUAUUAUGGCUGGAUUGAUACAAAAAUACAAAACUGGGAAAGGACUGUUCAUUGAUUGUAACCUACUGUCAUCCCAGGUGGCGUGUUUGUCUCACAUAGCUGCAAAUUAUCUUAUUGGUCAAAAGGAAGCAAAACGUUGGGGUACAGCUCAUGGCAGUAUUGUUCCUUACCAGGCUUUUAAAACCAAGGAUGGCUAUAUUGUAGUUGGAGCAGGAAAUAACCAGCAGUUUGCCACUGUGUGCAAGAUCUUGGAUCUGCCUGAGUUGAUUGAUGACUCCAAGUAUAAAACUAACCACCUUCGGGUACACAAUAGAAAAGAGCUUAUUAAAAUAUUAUCUGAACGGUUUGAAGAAGAACUGACCAGCAAGUGGUUACAUCUUUUUGAAGGCAGUGGAGUCCCAUAUGGCCCAAUCAACAACAUGAAGAAUGUAUUUGCAGAACCUCAGGUAUUACACAAUGGCCUCGUUAUGGAGAUGGAGCAUCCAACUGUGGGGAAGAUUUCCGUCCCAGGCCCAGCUGUGAGAUACAGUAAGUUCAGGAUGUCAGAGGCCAGGCCGCCUCCCCUGCUCGGGCAGCACACAACGCACAUCCUGAAGGAGGUCCUGAGAUACAAUGACAGCGCCAUCAGGGAGCUGCUCAGCGCUGGAGUGGUGGACCAACAUGAAACUCACUGACAAAGGAAAAGGGCUCUUCCUCGUAACCUCGAUCUGAAUACACUGGCAAAGGCAACACUUUGCUUGGACCCUUCUCCCCAGUUCUGAUACCACUAAAAAGAAGAUUUAGAGUAACUCCGGAUAUCCUACAUGGCAUCUCCAGAAUGGCUCUGGUAUUAAUGAAUCUAGUGCCUUUUAAAUGUACCCCACGUUUUGUUCCCUACCAUUUUUUUUUCAGAUGACGAUUUAAUUAUGGAUUUGUGGGAUUUUUAAAAAUAAAGAUUUAAAUUUUUUCCUGGAAAAAUGCA
This is a messenger RNA of Nomascus leucogenys (northern white-cheeked gibbon), 1646 nucleotides long. Lineage: Eukaryota; Metazoa; Chordata; Mammalia; Primates; Hylobatidae. The record is from RefSeq and is a predicted model, not a curated record.